AUGACUGACGUGGCAGCCAAUUUAGAAUUGUUAGAACGGUUAUUGUUACGCUUUGGAUUAGCUGAGAAAGAUGAGCAGCUGGAAAAAGAGUUACAUAAAUUUUUGCCUUCGAUCCUACUAAAAUUAAGCCAUCCUGAUGAAGAUGUUCGAAAGAAGGUCUUGGAAUUACUGAAUCAUGUCAAUAAACGUAUUCGCAACCAAACUGAUAUCAAAUUACCUCUUGAUGCUUUAUUGGAUCAAUUUCAGGAUGAUGCUACCCCAUCGUUCGUCCAGAACUUUACUACGGUAUAUUUAAAAAUGGGCUUUACAAGAUUAAGUUUGGCUGACCAGUUACAGAUAGUACCUAGACUUUUUGAAUGUAUCACUAGCAAAACUGCAGCGCAGCAAGAUCGAGUUUUUCAGUUAAUAGUUCCACUUUUCAGUGAAUUGAAGGAAAAGUACUCUGUUGAGGAACUACGUCGAAUGAUCGGUAUUGCUGAUAACAAGCUAAGUAAUACUGGAAGCUCUCUCCUACAGUAUCUCUUAGACCUUCUCUCUAUGCCUUAUAGUCCUCAAAUCGACUUAGCCAAGUUAGAAGGAGCACCUUGCCUUAGUGCCGCAAGUAUAAAACGAAUUAUUCCAGAAGGUGGUAUAAAUCCUGAUCAAUUAGAAAAGAUGAAGCUAGGAAUCCUUAAAUUUCUGGCAACUGAUCUUUUCACUGAGACAGCAAUUGCUCCUCACCUUAUAAUAGCAUCUGGUGAUGCCCGAUGGAGCUCGAUCGAUUGGGAAUCUGCUCAGCUUAUAACUAUCUUGUACCAGCUCUAUUUGGGGUCAUCGAUGAAAACACUUUCAAAAACUCAGACGAUAAUUAAACCUGAGGAGCAAAGAAUUCCUGCAAAUAAUCGAGUUAAGCUGCUCAUAAUACCACUAUUGAUAAAAUCUAAUAAAGCUGGUGAUGAAUUUCCGCCUUGCAUGCAAGUCAUUUUUGAUGCAUUGAAUGCACCUACUACUACACAACGGCUCAAAACUUUUGCUUUGCAGUUUAUGGGUCAUGUUUGUAAGAAAUCAUCAAAUACUAAAAUAAAGAUUAUGGGUCCUAUAUUGUUUUCUUCACUCAAGAAGUUAAUCAGUAGUGAAAAGGAAUCUAUUCUACGUCAGCUGUCGUACCAUAAUUGCGGAUAUUUAUCAAAGCGAUUACCAAAUAUGUUCGCCAAAGACGUUGGUAUUGUUGUGCAGUUUUUCAAUGCGCUAACUGAGGAAGACGCAGAUUCAAAAUCUGCUUUGCGCGAUGCUCUAAUUGAUAUGGCUUCCUGUUACAAAUCGGUAUCAGAAACAGAUGCAACCAUGUUAGAGAAUUUACUACUUCAAUAUGUAGAACAUACAAUAUUGCCGUGUAGGUUGUUAUCUGUUAGGCUAGCAAAUAUUAUAUUUCCGACUGACAAUGUGACUUCACGUUAUGUUUGUAUAUUGGCUUCCGCUGAUAGCAAUGAAGAAAUUCGAGAAGAAGCUAAACGCGGGUUAGGAUUAACAAGCGCUUCAAAUAUUUCCGACUCAAAUUCAACACCAGAAUACAAGUUUCCAUCAUUUAUAAAGCUUUUACAAUAUGUGAGACAACAGAUGGAAACAAGAUUAAGCACCAAUAACCCUCGCUGCUUUAAAACAGAAAGCGGAAUAUUGCCAUUUUCUCCAGCAAUUCUUAUGGAGUUAUUAACAUAUACUCGGAGAUGUCUACUUGAAAGUCAAGAUGAUAUUCCGGAAGAUGCUUUACAGUCAAUACCUUUUUUGGAAUUGUUAGAUCGACAUCUACAGAUUUAUGGCUCCAAUCAAUUCAACAAAGAAUCUAUUAUUGAUGAAUAUUUCUCGUUAGCCUAUGAGUCUUUAAGUCCCGCUGGAGGUUCCAAUUUACAUAAAGUUGGAUUGUACUGCUUAUUAGAAGCAAUCAAUGCUGAUCCUAUUCGCUUACAUGUUAGAUUGAUGAAUGGUAAAUGGAAUAGUAAAAUUCAGGCUUUCGUAAAUGGGGUUUCUGAUGACUGCCGAUUGUUCGCGAGUAGACUCUAUGGGAUGAUACUAGCUUCACAAGACAGCGUAAAAUAUAUUACACAAGUUCGAGAAUUACUUGAGAAAUCUAAUUAUCACUCAUUUGAAGUCCAACAUGGGUCCUUUGCCUCUGCUGGAUUCUGUUUAGUUUACAGAACAUUCUUUACCUCUGAUUUAAAUUGUAAAGUAGUCUUUGACUCACAAAAUGAAAAUAUGCUAGCGAAGGAGAUACUUCAUCAUAUAGCAAUUAGGUUAGCUGAUUCGCAAGCCGUUUUUGUCAAUACUGCCUGUACUAUUCUAACCGAGAUGGGGUCUAUUAAACCGCUACCUUUACCGGAUGAAUCCGAUAAUGAUCUCAGUAAAAGUUCAAUUGCCAAGAGGUUACAAACUCGAUUGCAGAAAUCCAAAGAUAAAAAGGUAAAGGAAAAUCUUUAUAUUACGAUUGGCCAUCUUCCAGUUGGUGACCCUCAUUUUCCUAAACUUAAAGAGCUCAUUGAAACAAUGCUAACGGAAAGUAAAGGCCAACAAAUUGACUUAUUAUUUACAAUCGGCAAAGCGCUGUCACUAAUUACAGCUAGACAUAUCUCCUCAGCUCUUCAAUGUAACCUUAUUAGCUCUAAAACUUUACGCGAACCUAAUCAAUAUGAUUCAGAAUUGAUGAGAUGGUUACUAGAUAUGUUACUAACCCGAUAUGCAACCAAUCCGAACCCGACAAUUCGUCAAGCAACGUGUAUCUGGCUAUUCUCCAUAUUGAAAUAUUCUGGCAAUAUGCCAGAAUUACAGAAUUGGUUGCAAAAAAUUCAAAUAAUUUUUAUUAAUUUCUUAACAGAAAAUGACGAGAUCACGCAAGAAAUGGCGUCUAGUGGCUUAGGUUUACUGUAUGAUGUUGGAGGAUCUACAACUAAAGAUACGCUGGUUAAUAUGCUCGUUGAUACAUUGACAUCAGGGCGAAAGGCGGGUGCACAUGUCACAUCCGAUACUGUCGUAUUCAAAAACAAUGAAGUCGGUGAAACUCCGGAAGGCUCUAGCAUGUCAACAUACAAAGAGUUAUGUGCUGUCGCAACUGAUCUGAAUCGACCGGAUUUAAUUUAUAAAUUUAUGCAUUUAGCAAAUCAUAAUGCAUUGUGGAAUUCUCGUAAGGGUGCAGCAAUCGGAUUUUCUUCAAUCGCUAGUCAAGCUAGAAAAGAAUUAGAACCAUAUUUACCAAAACUAAUUCCAAGAUUAUUCCGUUAUCGUUACGAUCCCAAAAUCCAAAAAUCAAUGAAUAGCAUCUGGUCUGCUUUAGUGCCCGAUACCAAGAUAGUCGAUAAAUAUAUGGUAGAAAUUGCUAAAGAUUUAUCGAAGAAUUUAACGAAUAAAUUUUGGAGAGUGAGAGAAUCGAGUUGUCUAGCCGUAAGUGAUUUGUUAAGUGGUCGAUCCAUCGACAGUAUUAUAACUUAUUUGCCUAAAUUAUGGGAAUCUUGCCUUCUAGUUUUGGACGAUAUAAAAGAAACGGUUCGUAAGGCGGCUGCAGUUUCCUGCCAAACUCUAAUCAAGGUUACAAUAAAAAUUAGCAGCGAUUUGAGUAGCAAAGCAAGCCAUGAAGUUGUCGAUAGUGUUUUACCUAUUUUGCUAUCUAAUAAAGGCAUUGGUAGCCGAGCUGAAGAAAUCAGAGCUAUUAGGUAUAUAUUUAAUGAAUCGUUUAUCAUUGGCACGCUACAAAAUAUUUGGAUGUUCAGCCUUAAUACGGUUGUUGAAAUUGGUAAAAAAGCAGCAGCUACACUUAAACCGCACAUAGCCGUCUUGAUACCGACCAUGAUAGAAUCCCUAAGUUCGCUCGAACCACAGGUUAUGAACUAUUUAUAUCUGCAACUGCGUAAUAAAGACUCGCAAGAACUAUGCAUUGAUUACAUUGAUGAAGAAAUUUUAACUGAACUCAUUCCCAAGCUUGUUCCUCUUAUCAGGCAUGGUAUAGGUGUAGGCACCAAGGCUGGUUGUUCUCAUUUUGUGAUACAACUUGUUAAUCUGAAAACAAAGGAAUUGCGACCACAUGCAGGCAAUGAGACUCAUUUAAAUAAAAUUCAUUUAAAUGAUGUUUGCAAUGUUAUAUCACACUCACCAGACAAUGAGGAAGGUGAAAACUACUGUGGCUUGGUACUUCGUGCUAUAUCUGAAUACGCUAGUGAAUUAUUCAAAAAUUAUCGCUCAGAAGUGAUGCCGUUAAUAUUUUUCGCUAUGCAUCACAAUGAUUCAGACAGUACCCUAAAAUCGAUGUGGAAGGAAUUAUGGAUAGAAAAUACUCCUGGUAUGGAGGGAGGAAUUCGAUUAUAUCGUGAUGGAAUUUUGGAUAUAAGUUGCAAGUGUAUAUCAUCGCAGUCAUGGAAAACGCGUGAAAAAGCAGCUAAAUCAAUCAUGACACUUGCAGAUAAACAAAACAGUGAACUACCCUUAGUAAGCCUUACUAAUACAUUGGAAGCACUUCAGUUAGCUUUAUCAGGCUCUGUAUGGGAUGGCAAGGAAUCAGUUCUCCACGCUAUUACCUCUUUAUGCAAGGCUAACAUAAAUACAUUAGAAGAACAAAAAGAAGAUAGUAAAAAUGCUACAAUCAAUGCGAUUAUAGACAAAUUUGUGCGGGAAUGUCGUAGAUCAAAUGUUUCGUAUAAGAUGAUUGCUAUGAAGUCUCUAACAACACUUUUAAAAGUAUUCAAGAUUAAUAAAUUCGUUGAAUUUAAAUCUAUCGUUAUCCCUUAUCUUGAAGAAUCAGAGAGCUGUAAUGAGGGUGAAAAACGCAAGAAGGAAGAAGGCAACAUCGAAUUAAAAGCAUGCAUUUUUGAAUGUCUAGGUAACGCAUGGCAUGAUUCUAUCACUUCACCAGAUAUUAUGAAAGAGUACAUAGUACUGAUGUCCUCUUCACUUGUAAAAAAUACGUGGAAAGUUCAGAUGCCAAUUUUGUUAGCUGCAGAAAAUUUUUUGGAAAGGGCAUACAACAAUGAUACUACGGAUGAGAUGUGGGAAACUGUAUUGUCGAACGUACUGUUACCGACUUUGGAUUGUUUAGGUCAGUAA
This is a messenger RNA of Trichoplax adhaerens, 5061 nucleotides long. RefSeq lists its product as uncharacterized. The record is from RefSeq and is a predicted model, not a curated record. NCBI's taxonomy places the organism in Eukaryota, Metazoa, Placozoa, Uniplacotomia, Trichoplacea, Trichoplacidae. Gene Ontology annotation, cellular component: cytoplasm; nucleus. The coding region runs from base 1 to 5061 and encodes 1686 amino acids. Gene Ontology annotation, biological process: proteasome assembly. Gene Ontology annotation, molecular function: molecular adaptor activity. The transcript is spliced from 51 exons.